Molecule: messenger RNA, 3334 nt
Organism: Brassicogethes aeneus
Lineage: Eukaryota; Metazoa; Arthropoda; Insecta; Coleoptera; Nitidulidae
Source: the annotation of a GenBank genome assembly
AUACUAUGAAAUUGACAGUGCAGAUUCCUGUAAUAUUAAAAAGUAAUUUUAUGUUUUUGUAGUAUAAAAUCCAUCAAAAUUAAACGUUUGGUGAUAUUAAUUCUUCUUGCGAUGGCUUGGCGUUCUCACGGCAAAUCCAAUGCCGAUAUGGUGAGGAAUUUAAAAGCAAAUGGUAUAAUUAAGAGCGAUGUAGUGGAGGCGGCGAUGUCGGGGGUUGAUAGGGGUCAUUACUCGAGAAAUUCGCCUUAUAUGGAUAGUCCUCAGGGUAUAGGUUACGGGGUUACCAUAUCGGCUCCUCACAUGCACGCCCAUGCUUUGGAGUUGUUAAGAGAGCAUUUGGUGAGGGGCACAAGGGCUUUGGAUGUCGGUUCUGGUAGUGGUUACCUGACGGCUUGUAUGUCUAAAAUUUUAGGACCAAAGGGGGUGGCUGUAGGUAUAGAUCACAUUAAAGAGCUUGUGGAUAUGGCUAAUAACAAUAUCCGGAGUGAUAAUCCAGAUUUACUGGAUAGCGGGCAAGUUUUGUUGGUUAAGGGAGAUGGUAGGUUGGGUUAUGCCGAAAUGGGGCCCUAUGAUGCUAUACACGUUGGGGCAGCAGCCCCCACUCUUCCAGAACCUUUGGUUGAUCAAUUAAAAGUAGGGGGUCGAUUAAUUAUUCCUGUGGGAACUGCAAGGGGUAAUCAACAACUGGAACAAAUCGAAAAAAUGGCCGACGGUUCAAUAUCCAGAAAAACCCUAAUGAGGGUGAUUUUUGUUCCUUUGACAGAUAAAACAAAACAAUGGCCGACAGAAAAUUGACAGUUGGUAUUGAUAAUGUCACUAACUUUGACAGUCAUAGUUGCUUUAUGCAAAUUUUUGUUUGAUAUUUAAUGAAAUGUAAAUUUAUUUAAUUUUUAGGAUUGUUGAAUAAUUUUAUUUAGUUAUUUUACUUAUGUAAGGUUGUAUAAUAAAUAAAACAAAGUUUCUUUAAAAAAUUGUGCAUUUUUAAAAAGUUUAAAUUCAGUCUAACAAUAUAUUGAUUUGGUAUGCAAUAAAUCAAAAAAAUAAUACAUAAAUAAAUCUUCAUAAUAAUUUGUGGUUUCUUAAAACCAAACAGUGAAUUACAACACAUACAGAGUGUUUUCUUUUGAUCACCCUGUAAUAAAAUCACACAUUUCCAAUAAAAAAUUAAGGUGUGAAGCAUAUAUCUAAACUUUAGAUUCGGAUUCUAAAGUAAUACAAAAACAUUGCAAAAUGUUUAACUUAGAUAGUGACUAGUUUGGACAUAAUGAGCACUUUUAAUUAAUUACAUAAUUAUUAUAAAUACUCUGCCAUUUUCAACUAACAAACUACAUUAUGUAAAAUAAAAGCCAGUCUACUAAAAAGGGUUUCAAUUUUUUUAAAGUUGCCUAAAAAACAGGCCUUAUGUCGCUAAGGCAGAAAAUCUUUGGAAAAAUAAAUAUUUGGCUUCUUCAAAUAACGUAAGUACAUUUCCUAAAUUAAAGAAAAAUUUAUACAAAAAUAUUUGACGCACUAAAAUAGAAUUUGUGAGCACACAAAAGUUUGCAAAAUCUUGAAAUUUGCGACUCGAUCUCUAUAGAAAGCAGUGCACCAAUCGGAGCACGGCAUUCUCCACAGCACACUGGGCGAGAUAAAGAAUGCUGUGCUCUGAUUGGUGCAUUGCUUACCAUUGAGAUUAUAAUAUGUAGAAAGUCGCUUGAUAUAAAAAUAAAGCAUAAGUACUAAAAAAUAUGUACUAUGUAGAUCUACAUCAAAAAGUCCCACUUUAACGUUUAGCGCUGAUUUCACCUUAUUUUUAGUAUGUAAUAAGACGAAAUUAACUUUAAACUGACAGAUAGAUAACCUCAAUUAUUUGACAGCAUUUAUUAUUUAAAUGUAAGUGUAACUUUUUGAUGUGGAACAUGGUACUUAAUAAACAUGGAAUGGCUGGGUAUUUUGAUAAAUUAACAUUUUAUUUUCAAAAGGGUUGAAAAACAAAAAAAUUAACGCGUAAUUAAAAAUACAAGUACACGUGCAAAAAACUUAUAAAAAUACUUUGUCCUUGGGCAAAAUUGUUCGCUUUGCUGGAAAUAUACCGUUUGUUCCCUUAAUUCACAAAAUUUAAAAAAGCAAAAUCAAAUCCGAAAAGCAUUAAUUAGAUAUGUUGAAUCAAUUUUACAGAGUUAAUAGAAUUAAUACCACAGUCGUGAUUUUCUUAUACAUAACCUAAAUUAUUGACAUUUCAUAACGAUGACGUCUCAAAAUGGCAAUUUUUGACAAAUCGUUUUAAUGCGUGUUUGAUUAAUUAAAUUAACCCUAUAAUUGUAAAAAACGUUAUUGCUGUUUGUUAUCAACCUGAGUUAUACAGUAUAUUGGAUAUUUAAGAAAGCUUCAUUAUUAUUAUAUUAUCGUUACAAAUAUAUACAACAUGGUCUUUUUAUAUUAACAAUUGCCUAUAAUUAUUUAUAUACUGUAAAAAACGAGACCUAGCAUCUUGGAUUGCACCAAGGUGCAUAAACGAAAAGGCGGCAAAAUAAAUACGUAUGUACAAAAAACGAAAAAAUUAAACUGUAAUCGAUGGUCCGAUGUUUUUAUUGACCACGUAGAAUUUGUGUUUUACCCCGAAUAUACCCCAAAUAACGGCGAUAUUCUCAAUGACUAAGUUAAAGGGUAUCACGAGAAUGAGGCUGGAUAAGUAAAGUAUCAAUUUAACAGGGCCGUAACGAACCAUUGUGAACGAUUUAAUAACGCCAAAAACGUACAUGUAUAUAUUUACGGCGGCAGUAAAAGCGCACAGGAAGUCGAUUAUUGGGUUACAGGGAAUCGGGAAUUUUGAAGCUAAUAUUAAGUUUGAAACUGAUAGGGGUAGAGUGAGCCACGAAUAGCAGCUGCACCCAAGAAGUAACUUGUUUUUAAGCGGUAUCGAUUUUGAAUGUACCACCAGUAAAAUCCCUUGAAUCCACCUUUUUCUUUGUUGUAUGAAGUCCCAGAGAGUAAAGGGCGACUUUUCCCACAUUUCACCUGCAAGAGACUUGUAUAAAGUUAAAGCUGUAGCCUAGGCUGUAGGCUUUCAUCGCAAAAAAGCAAUCUUCAGCUAUGGAUCCAUCUAGACCGUUGUCAAAAGAAACAGCUUUUUCAGCUGCCACCUUCAAAAAGAAUAAAUAACUUAUCCAAUAACGUAUUUAUUUAUUCUAUGAUUUCUAUUAAUGUUAGAUUAUUUACAUAACAUCCUGUAUAUACAUAAAAUACAUAUUGUUAUUGUUUUUCCCCUUUGAUUAAUUGCGUAAGUAAAAUAGGUCGUAACAAUAAAAUUUAGGCCCGUCAUUCCAGGUGAUAUAUUUCACAGUAUGACGAAAAU